AUGACCCAAAGUUUAUUCCCAAAAAUUACCGAUAUCGUUCCUUCUUUUAGAUUGGACAACAGAUUAGCCAUUGUCACUGGUGGUUCUGGUGGUUUGGCCACCGUUAUUUCUAAAGCUUUGUUGGCCCAAGGUGCCUCAGUUGCUCUCGUUGAUAUGAUUCAAGAACGUGUUGAUGUUUCUGCUGAAGAGUUGGCCGAGUGGGGUAGCUUUAACAAGAUCCCAUUGACCACCCCUGAAGGUGUCAACAAAAUCUCUAGUUGGCAAUGUAAUGUUGCUGAUGAUGCUGAAGUUACCAAGGUCUUCAAUGAAGUCAAUGUCAAGCAUGAAGCGGUUGCCGAUUUGUUGAUCCAUACCGCCGGUUUCUGUCAAAACAUUGACGCUUUGGAUUAUCCUGCUAAGAACGCCCAAAAUUUGGUGAAUGUCAACUUGAUGGGCUCAUUGUACUGUUCUCAAGCCAUUGCCAGAAACUUGGUUGCUGUUAACAAGCCAGGUUCUUUGAUUCUUAUUGGAUCCAUGUCUGGUGUUAUUGUUAAUGAUCCACAACCUCAGGUUGCUUACAAUAUGUCCAAAGCUGGUGUCAUCCACUUGGUCAAAUCCUUAGCUUGUGAGUGGGCUAAGCAUGGUAUCAGAGUCAAUGCUUUAUCUCCAGGUUAUAUCGCUACACCAUUGACUAAGCAGGUCUUGUCUGGUAAUGAUGAACUUAAGCAAACAUGGGAAUCUAAGGUUCCAAUGCACAGAAUGGCUGACCCAAAAGAAUUCGUCGGUACCAUUUUGUACUUGGCUAAUAGCGAAGCCUCAAGUUACACUACUGGUGAAAACAUUAUGGUUGAUGGUGGUUAUCAAUGCUGGUAA
This is a messenger RNA of Saccharomycopsis crataegensis, 852 nucleotides long. RefSeq lists its product as uncharacterized. The transcript has a single exon. NCBI's taxonomy places the organism in Eukaryota, Fungi, Ascomycota, Saccharomycetes, Ascoideales, Saccharomycopsidaceae. Gene Ontology annotation, cellular component: intracellular anatomical structure. Gene Ontology annotation, molecular function: oxidoreductase activity, acting on NAD(P)H, oxygen as acceptor. The coding region runs from base 1 to 852 and encodes 283 amino acids. The record is from RefSeq and is a predicted model, not a curated record.